Molecule: messenger RNA, 1198 nt
Organism: Guyanagaster necrorhizus
Lineage: Eukaryota; Fungi; Basidiomycota; Agaricomycetes; Agaricales; Physalacriaceae
Exons: 1
Coding region: 1-1185 (394 amino acids)
Source: RefSeq, a predicted model, not a curated record
AUGACCACCACAAGUACCUCACAACCUACCCUACAACCUGCAGUUUCGACAUCUAGAUUACCGCCAGAACUCAUGGAUCAAAUAGUUGAUGCUCUUUCCAAUGACGUCCACUCUCUCAGAACUUGCGCAUUGUCCUCUCGUCAAUUCGUCCACCGCAGCCGCUAUCACCUAUUCCGCGCCAUACACUUCAAUUUCAUCCCACCUAUGUCAUUCAAUCGCUGCGCAAUUUUCUCGGAAAAGUGCCAAAAUGCGGCACGACUUGUAAUGAGUCUUACCUUGAGCGAAAGUGCUUUCCGGUUCAUAGGCCCCUCUCAUAGAUGGGUCGCCUAUGAACCGCAGCUGCCUAUUGUCUUUAGAAUGAUGAAGAACUUGACGUCCUUGCAUUUUGUCUCGGUGGAACUAGUCGGCAUUAAUAUCAUCUGGCCUGAAGUUGAGGAAUUGGAAAUGAAUGACUGUUCUGUGACGAAUCUUGGCACCUUUCUCGGCGGGUUCCACAAAUUAAAGAAGCUAACGCUAUCCAACGUAAAAAUUGCUGAAGAGACAUCCUCAUCCUCUGAAGUUUCUCUCGACCUUGAAGAAUUAGUGAUUACCCAUGGCAGGACGCACUCAGACAUGAACACCAUCAAGUGCCUCCUCCCGCUCCUCCCUAUGCCACCUCGUAUUCGACGGCUUACUUACCCACUUUACUAUCCGGAGCAGAACAUCCUACAAUACGACAUUAUUCCUUAUACGCACCUGGAUGAGUUGUUUCUAGUGGGAGCCUCCGAACGAAGCAUACCCGUUCCGGAUAUCCAAAACGUUACCAGGCUUCGUUUGCUUGCGACCUCCCCCUGGCGGUGGUAUCCGGCGGAUACAUGCAAAGCAUGCGAUGAGCUAACAGAUUGGCUUGUACACCUGCUACACAAAGCCCAAGGCGGGUGCUUAAAGGAGCUCGAAUUCGAGUCCUACCUGAUUGGCACAUCUGGGAGUCCGGACAAGUGGGCAGAGCUCGAUAGAAUUCUAUCGAAGAUGGAAUUGAGCAAGGUUGACCUAGUGUUCAAUGUACCCCCGGAACAGUUGCAGACAGAAGGAGGGAAAUCCGAGUGGCCGUUCUGGAAAGAGGAAUUGAUGAUCAAAAGAGCUGUGUACUUUGAACAAGUUAAAAGGCAUGGGUGGUUGACAGUCUCCAGAGGAUACCGGAGUUAAGUGUAUAUGUUUG